Molecule: messenger RNA, 1404 nt
Organism: Cryphonectria parasitica EP155
Lineage: Eukaryota; Fungi; Ascomycota; Sordariomycetes; Diaporthales; Cryphonectriaceae
Exons: 3
Coding region: 124-990 (288 amino acids)
Cellular component (GO): endoplasmic reticulum; plasma membrane
Source: RefSeq, a predicted model, not a curated record
UUUGUUGCUCUGUCCUGCAAGUUCUGUCCGACGUUCUCACUUACUUUACCUGUGAUCAGUCUUGACGAAAACCUUCGACUUUCCCAUCCUCACAUUAGCCAAUUCUUUUCAGUGACAGUCAAGAUGCAGAACAUUUUUGAGGUUGAUCCCAUCCCGACGGUGAUACCGACACCUACCAAAUAUGAGCACUCAUCCCAGACUGGCAACAGCAUCCUAUGGGUCGUCUUCGUCAUCAUGGUAGUUGCCUCUGGCUUCUUUGCCCUCCUGUCCUGGAACAUUCCCGUCUCGAAGCGCCUCUACCACUAUGUCACUACUAUCAUCACCAUCACUGCCUCUCUGGCCUACUUCAGCAUGGCUAGCGGACAUGGCGUCAACUACCACUGCAUUCAGGUCAAGAAUGAGCACGACAAGGUUCCUGACACCUACCACGAAGUCUGCCGCGAGGUCUACUUUGCUCGUUACGUCGACUGGGCCAUCACUACCCCCUUCUUGCUGGUCGAUCUCUGCCUCCUGGCCGGAAUCGAUGGGGCUCACACCAUCAUGGCUGUCAGCGCCGAUCUGGUCAUGGUCCUGACAGGCCUCUUCGCCGCCUACGGCACUGAAGACACGGCACAGAAGUGGGGAUGGUAUGCCAUCUCCUGCAUUGCAUACAUCUUCGUCAUCUGGCACGUCGCUCUUCAUGGAAGCAAGACAGUCAAGGCCAAGGGCAACAAGGUGACCAAGCUGUUUGGCUCCCUCGCUCUGUUCACCUUCAUUCUGUGGACAGCGUACCCAAUUGUCUGGGGCUUUGCCGAUGGUGCCCGCAAGACAUCUGUCGAUGGCGAGAUUUUGGCUUAUGCGAUCCUCGACGUCCUCGCCAAGCCUAUCUUCGGUCUUUGGCUGUUGCUGAGCCACCGCAGUGUACCCGAGACCAACGUCGAGAUUGGUGGAUGGUGGGCUCAUGGUCUGUCCUCUGAGGGACGCAUUCGCAUCGGUGACGAUGACGCCUAAUCAUCUUUACUGCGAUAUUUCAACCACCAAUGCCUUGCACAGUUUGGAGGCAUGUAUACGCCUCCAGUGCCGCAAGUCGUAAGAGUGGCCCAGCCUCGGCUACCGGCUUUGAAAGCAAAUUGACGUCAAAAUGCUAUGCGACAGGUAGGACAAGUUAACAAAAGUACGUGGGGACGCGGAAAAUUGCACCCUUCUAAGUUCCGCACUUCUAGGGUCUAUUCUUUUCUUCAAUUGGAGUGUGGCAUGUACUGGAAUAAUAUUCUGAGCUGCAUCAAGGCGCCUUUCUCUUCUUCUGCGUCUUCUCAUUGGGGUAAUAUAAUCAUGCUUGUGUUUUGGACGUGUAGCUUAAUUGAUGAUUAAUAACUCAUCAUCAUACACGAAAUCUGUCUCCUUGAUUCGGUUUCUGUGUCCAUU